Messenger RNA from Talpa occidentalis (Iberian mole), 6266 nucleotides. RefSeq names its product siah E3 ubiquitin protein ligase family member 3 (gene SIAH3). The record is from RefSeq and is a predicted model, not a curated record. Gene Ontology annotation, cellular component: cytoplasm. Gene Ontology annotation, molecular function: ubiquitin conjugating enzyme binding; ubiquitin protein ligase activity. Gene Ontology annotation, biological process: proteasome-mediated ubiquitin-dependent protein catabolic process; multicellular organism development. The transcript has 2 exons. Bases 83 to 886 code for a protein of 267 amino acids. Lineage: Eukaryota; Metazoa; Chordata; Mammalia; Eulipotyphla; Talpidae.
GAGGCUGCGCUCCUUCCACAGCCCAAGGGCUCAUCGCUUCCUCCCGCUGCCUUCCUGUGCCCACAACCCCCCAAAAGUUGUGAUGCUUUUCUUUACCCAGUGCUUUGGGGCUGUGUUAGAUCUCAUUCACCUCCGCUUCCAGCACUACAAGGCUAAACGGGUUUUCUCCGCUGCUGGGCAACUUGUCUGCGUCGUAAACCCCACACACAACCUAAAGUAUGUGUCCAGCUGCCGAGCAGUCACUCAGAGCGCACCAGAGCAAGGGGGCUUCCCGCCUCACCACCUCACCCACCACCACCGCCACCAGCGCCCCCCCCACCACCGCCACCACCACGGCCACCCCCACCACCUCCUCCACCAGGAGGCAGGGCUGCACGCCUCCCAGGUGACACCCUGCCUGUGCCCCUUGUUCUCCUGCCAGUGGGAAGGCCACCUGGAGGUGGUGGUACCCCACCUGCGCCAGAUGCACAGGGUUGACAUCCUUCAGGGAGCUGAGAUAGUCUUCCUGGCCACGGACAUGCACCUCCCCGCACCGGCCGACUGGAUCAUCAUGCACUCCUGCCUCGGCCACCACUUUCUGCUGGUGCUAAGAAAACAGGAGCGGCACGAAGGGCACCCUCAGUUCUUUGCCACCAUGAUGCUCAUUGGGACCCCCACCCAGGCAGACUGCUUCACCUAUCGCCUGGAGCUCAACAGAAACCAUCGUCGUCUCAAGUGGGAGGCCACCCCCCGGUCUGUCCUUGAGUGCGUGGACUCGGUGAUCACUGACGGGGACUGCCUCGUCCUCAACACCUCGCUGGCCCAGCUCUUCUCUGACAACGGCAGCCUUGCCAUCGGAAUCGCCAUCACCGCGACGGAGGUCUGCGCCUCGGAAGCGGAGCUGUGAAGCAAGCAGGGGCUGGACGCGCACACGGCUGCUCCCCGCCGAGAAACUCUGCUGGGCCGCUCGGGUCUCCGAAGGCCAAGACUCCAAACUCCUUUUUACUCUUCUCCCAACUUCCUUCCUGUCUUUUUUUUGUCUCAGGUACCUCGUGGUAUUUAGUAUUUGUUGGCCAUGGACACUGUAUUAUGUCAACACCCUGUGAGUCAAGAUCCCAGUGUGAAGUUUGUCCUGAUUUGUUGGGAUAGUUUUGCAGAACCUUUAAAAUCAGAACGGUUAUUUCCUGCGACUCGCAUCUCCCUUCCUCGCUGCUUCCAAAAGGAGCAAAAGCCCCUGAGGCCCCGAAGUGGACUGUCGCAGUUGGGAGGGGACUCGCGGCCCCCACCUUUUUCUUCUUCCUCUUCUCAGUCUCUUGCAAAACAAGGUGACUCUGUGUGCGUGGACACAGCGGACAGCAAGUUGGGAAGGGGUCCUGGCCAGCUUGGAAAUAUAUUUCAGACCAACCAGAUACAACUCUGCCUCCUUCCUGGGUUCCUCAGGGCCAGAGCUAAGCUGCUGGGACACGAGGAGACGGUGUCCUCUGCAGGGCAGGGCUCUGGGCUGGCGGCGUGUCACACUGGUUCCUCGGGUUGAACCCAAGCUUGGGGGAAGUGGGCAGAUGUUGAAGCCUCUUGGAGGGCUGCCUGUGAAUCGUUUCCUGCUCGGGAAUCAAAGUCCUCAAGUUUUUAGUGCUUUCUUGCAAACCUUUUUUGUCCUCCAUUGAGCAUGUAGCAGAAAAAAAAAUGGGCACAGUGUGGACAACAGAGGCAACUGAAAAAACAAAGGAGAAAAUUAAUCUUCCACCUCUGAGAGGGUGUUAUCUCCUCCGUGUUUUUAUCAAGUUAUGGCAAUCCUGCCACCAGGCUGGAGCACUUCAGUAUCCUGCAAAGAACCUGCUUUGCUCUAUCAAGCUCCUAAGCCAGAACAGACUCGGCAUCAAACUCAAAGAGCUCAGGGGCUGUGCCUGGGCCCUCUGACCGGGAGGCUUGGCCUGGUGCUCAGCACCUGGGAUUCCUUUCCUUACUUUCUUAAAAUACUCUGAGGGCCCCAUUCAGCACACAAACAUUAUCCCUGGUAAAGUACAGACUCAGCACCCUUUUUGCAGUGUGAAUGGAAAAGCCACGGAAAAUCCAUGUCACCCCUCUAUAUACUGCUUUCUCUUACUUGGCUGUCAAAAUGAUUCAAGAUCUUCUUGUAGAAGUCUCUCAACUGUUCAAAAAAAGGAAGCAGGUUUAGUCACCAAUGUCUCUUCUGUCCAAAAUUGAAUGCCUGUAAAUCUUCCCAGCAGGACCUCUUUCUCCUCUUCAUGUUUUUUAGUUGUUGUUGUUGUUUUUGGUUUGGUUUUGUUUGUUUAUGCCCUGGUCACUCUCCAGUCGCUGCAGAAGUAUGGCACCCAAACCCCACAGAACACUCACGAGAACUGAGCAGGCCUUUCACCAACAAGACAUUCCUCUCUGUGUCCUGUUCCCUCACCUCAGUCAUCUUGGCUGCAUCCUGGCAGGUCUCCCAGUGAGUACUUAGUUUCAGGCAGGCUGCCCUGGCUGGCCAUCAGCCAUCUUUUCUCCACCAAAAAAAAAAAAAGAAAGAAAAAGAAAAAAAAAAAAUGCUAAAACAAAAUAACCCAGUGAUCAAUCUUCCAGCAGCCCAUCCUGUCAACUCACAAUCCCAGCACCUGGAGUGUGGUGCUAGUGGAUAGGAGAUUUAAUAGGCAGCCCCCUCUAGUCACACAGUAAUGGCUGAGACCUCCUGCCAAGGUUUCCUUCUGUUAAAGGCCCAAGGGGGCAGUAAAUAUUUUGUCACUGACUGAAGCAAAUGUCAGGUCUGAAGACCCCAGGAGAGCCUGUAACCUGCUUGUUGUUCCAGAACAUCCCACCUGGGCACCAGCUACCCUUUGCACCCAAGUGGACCACUGGGACCCAGCUAUGGCUGGUUGGCCAGCGCUGAGAGAGGGUGGAUCACUUAGCUCUUUACUUGACCCCCAGUCCGCUCCCAAAACUUCACACCUUCUGGUUGUCAGCCUGAUAUCUCCGGGAAAACCCACAGAUCCUCCCCAGGUUCCUGAUGCUCAACCACUCUGAAAACAUUUCUGUAGCAUCACAGGUAUCGCAGGUAAACAAAUAAAACCUCAAUAAGAACAAAAUUACUCUUCCCAGGGCCUGAGCAGGCAUGCAAACAUCACCUCUGCUUUCUUGGCGUGCCGGUUACCUGAGCUGAAUGAACUGGGAAUAAUUUCAGGUUCUUAUUACUGUAUAUAAGACUAAUAUGAAAGUGAUCCCAGAUGAGACAUGGUAUUUUUGGUUCCUAGACCUUUAGAAUAAAAGGAAGAAAUGUGUUGCUUUCUUCCAUCUAUGGUGCUUCCCCACAUGUGAAGAACUGAAGAAAACUCAAACUCAAAACUGUAUCAGGGAUAGAAAAUGGUAACAAGAAAGUAUGCUGUGUUGAGCCUCCUAUUUCACAAAGGGCUGAGUCUCAGUUUAAUCCGCAUCAAUUGUUUGAGUGUGCUUAAAAAGUAGAUGCUGAGACACAUGAAAUGACCUCCCAAGGUCACAUAUCAGGUGUUGGGACCAUGACCAAGUUGUGUUCUUGAAGUAGGAAGAGAGACCCAAAAUAAUCAGCAAAGUUUCCUUCUCAUUAAAGCACUGUGGGCCUGGUUACUUGGGGAAACAGGGAGAGACUGCAGUGAGUUUGCUUUUGGUUCAAAGUAGGGGGACUGGGUGAGGCAGAGGGACCCAAUACUUAGUCUUCAAUGCCCUCGGGCCCCAUUCCAGACUCUCACAAGAGUAAGGAAUCUCCUCAUUCUCAGAUUCCUAUAAGUCUUUCCUACACAGAGGCUUGGGAUCUGAUUGUUACCUUCACAUAUAGGUGGUGACUUAAAGACUCAAUCUCUAAGGAGUAUUUGCAUUUUAAAAGAAGGCCUAGGGAGACAGCAAAGCUUAACAGCAAUAAAUAAGUUAGUUAACAGUAUUUGAACUUCAGCCACUGUGAGAAUGACUUUUUCAGGAGGUGUGGAAAGAAGACCAUUGCUGUCCUUGACACUGAGCCAAUUUAAAUGCUUCAUGCUGAAAUGAAGGACUAUACUAAGAGAGUCUCUUUAACAACUAGUCUCUGCAUGAACUGAUAAAUAGAACAGAACCCACCACUACCUCUAGCUUCCCUAAACAUUUUAGACAUGGAUCAGGUUAAUAAACACAGCACUCAUGGCUAGAAUUUAUUGAGGGUUUACUAUGUGACCCAGUUGGCCAAAGAUUUUGACUAUAUUGUCCUACUAAUCCAUAACAACCUUAUAAAGUAGGCAUAUUAUUAUAGCUAUGAGAAACAGCUAAGAAAGGUUAAUACACUUGCUAAAUAAUGGUAAAUAAUGGUAGACACAGCUAAAUAAUGGUAGACCUGGGCCAUUUCCAAAGUCCAGGCUUAUGACCAAUAUCAACCAUGUCAUUUCUAUGAAUUCAGGGACUCAAGGCUCAGAAAGACCCAGUCAUAAAGACAAAUGACACAGAAGACUUUUAGCAUUUAAGUACUAAAAGUACCCUUUUGUUUGUCUUUUUUCCCAAGACAGACUGAUAUGCUACAGCUGACUUCGUUAUCGACUGGUCACUCUUUUAGGAAUUUUGAAACUGAUUGCUAAGCACAGCCAUUAUUAAAAAUUACAUUAUAUAAGCUUACAAAUAAGUUAUAUUAAAAAUAAGAUAAAUACUCAAAACAUAUCACUUUUGAAUUGUUUCUCUCCUUUUUUCAAUGUCUGUGCUCUUGAGGUAUUAACAUCCAUCAUAUCUGUACAACGAACAUACUGUAUAUUGAGGUGCUACAGCACGUCUCUCAACCCCAUAUUUAGUGAGAUCAAGGUAAUAGCUUGAAGUUGGCCGUGGUGGUUGUAUUUACACCAUGUAAAUUAGCAAACGCUUUAAGUCAGGCUUUUCUCUCUCAAAGAGCUAGUUGUUGAACAUUUGUCAGCACACCCCUUCCUGAUCAACGCUGCUGCAUGCAGGGUAGGGAGAGAGGGCUUUGGAAGAAGCUGGAGGCCACCGUGAUAGGGCAUAGAUGACAGCCAUGCCAGCCAAACAGCAAAGUAUUAGAGAAACACAAACUGCUCUGGGGAAGAGACUCAGGGGCUUCUAAAUAGCUUCAGGGGCAUUCCCCGCCUGACUCCAGGCCCUCCUCUACUGCUAUUAUUGCAAGAAGUUGUGUCUAAUACUUUUAUGGUUAAUUAUGACUCCAUGAAACCAGGCCAUUGGCAAUGCCAAUUCAAAAAGUCUAACCAAUGCUACACAAUUGGCAUCUCCUGCUCUUUGUUCUUAUAAGUUAUUUUUCUUACCUCUACAUAGUGGCCAAAACCUAAUCUACAGAAACAUUUUACUUUGAUAUUAGAAACUGGAAAUAUCCAACACCUGAGAAGCACAGUGAGCAGUGGUUUCAAACAUCACAUAAAAAGUGUGACUGCAAAAGAGGGACCCCAACAUGGCUCAAAGCUGAGGGUCGAGGAAGUUAAUGAGUCAAGAAAUGGCCAUGAAGGAUGAAGGCCUGCACCUUAACUUUUCUACUUUUGCUACCUGACUUAAUCACAACCCAAAAAUAAGGACCCUGUGGACAGUCCAUCCCCGACCCUGGCCAACAUUCUUUCUAAAUGGUUCCCACUAGAACAAAGUCAGAGGAAACGCCAGGCUGAGUGCCGAGACAUAGGCAGAGUCUCCAAGGCAGGCAGUGAAUCCAUAGCUCAGAGCCCAGAGCUUUCACUUCAGUGAUAGAAGAAGUGAAGCUUAUGGAAGCUUCUACUUGAAUUCAGUGACUCAUGGAGGGGGAAGGAAUUGUGACUGCCCAUCAAAGAAUUGUGCUUUGAUUAAAGUUCAGCAACAAAAAACACCAAGAGUCUCCUAGGUUGUUAGACUUUCAGAUUAUUUGUCCUGCAGUUUCCCUUCAAGAACUGGUGAGUUCUCCAUUGUUUUAACCUGAGAAUGGCCAGCCAAGAAAAACCUCCCUGAAAAUAUAUCCAAGAGAACUGUUGUAGAUAAGCAUUGAUUUUUUUCCCCUCCCAAAUUUGAUUAUCACUUGGGUUACCCAUGUGGAUUAGAGUUUGUCUUUUCCAAUGUUGUAUGAAAAUAUUUUACCUUGAGUACUGUACUAUAAAUACCCUCCCUCCCUUUUUAAACUUUUUUAGGGUAUUGAGCUAAGAAAAAAAAAAAAAAAAAAAAGGAAACUGAGAAUCACUUUAUUUAACCUGCAUUGAUGUAUAUGUACUUUUCUAGGCUUUCUUAUGAUGUUCAAGGCAAUGAGAGGUAAACUCAGAAUGCUACUUUAUCUCUACCUUGUCUCCCAUGAAAAAUGUCAUUAAAUUGCAUUUGAUAUUGUUUCC